This is a messenger RNA of Botrytis byssoidea, 1074 nucleotides long. RefSeq lists its product as uncharacterized. The record is from RefSeq and is a predicted model, not a curated record. NCBI's taxonomy places the organism in Eukaryota, Fungi, Ascomycota, Leotiomycetes, Helotiales, Sclerotiniaceae. Bases 1 to 1074 code for a protein of 357 amino acids. The transcript is spliced from 6 exons.
AUGAACCAAACCCAGGCUCUUAUUACGAGUUCCAACAAGACUCCUUUGGUGCAGAUAUUUGUGUGGAUUCCAAUUACUGCCUCAGCUCUAGGAGUAUGUGCGCAUCUAAGUACGAAAUUGGCUAUUUCGGAGAAGUUUGAAUGGCAAGAUCAUUUCGUAAUGAUAUCAAUGGUUUUUUCCAUCGGCCAGACAAUUGCGGUUGCAAUUCAAUGUGCAAAUGGGUUUGGUAAAUUUCUCGAAACAUUGACAGACGAGCAAGUAGAGAUGAUUCUGAAAGCAGACUUUUCAGCAAGUAUACUUUAUAUCACGAGCUUGUUCUUCGCAAAAAUGUCUAUAGUAAUGUUCAUCUAUGACUUCACACCUAUUGCAGCUGAGAGGAUAGCGACAAAAGUUCUUGGGAGUGUGAUAUCAUUAUGGGCUGUUACUUCUAUUUUGGCCGUUGUCUUUCAGUGCCGGUCUUCGAAAGUAUGGGAUAGCAUAUCCGGCGAAUGUUUCAAUCAAACAGCUUUCUGGAAUUAUAGCGCAAUCGUUAACAUUACUACCUGGAGUAGAAAACUCACGUUGAUAUGUAUCUUUGGCACUCGUGUCUGUGUCAUUGCUGCUGUAUGCUGCCAGCUAUUUUAUUUGAACCAAAGGAUGCAAGAUCCAACCUUUGAUCCGUGGCGAACGACAAUUUGCAACCAGAUCGUGCAAUGCCUUAGCAUUAUCACAGCAUGUGUUCCAUACUUGAAAAUGUUUCUCGAUAGUUUAGAGUCGGGAUUGUUACGGUUGGAUGACUUGCGUCGACGAGGUGGCAGGGCGGUAGAAGAUGAUCGUGAUUCUAAUCGCAUCACCUCUGAUUCUCGAGGGAUCAAAAAAUCAAAGAUAGCAAAGAUGAUCAGCCAGAAAUUGGGCUUUGCGCAUCGGAGAAAUUUAGAGAGCCAGAAACUGUCGGAAUUUGCGCCGGCCCCUUUAGCUGCUCAACCAGAUGCCGUUAUGGUAAUCGAUGAAGGAAAUCUAUGGGACGGACACAGCGAAUCUAGUCAAUCUAGAAUCAUAACCAAACCUCGUACGUGGAAAUCAGAUGUAAAUUAA